GGCGUUUAUCAUAUUUGUAAUCAUUUGAAAGCAACGCAUUAAAAAAAUUUCUCAUUUCUGAACGAAUAGAUAAGAUAAAAGAUAUUUAUUUAUUUUUUUUGCGUUUACAAGCCAUUGAGGUUUUUUGCCGACUCCGUUAAAUCUUAAGCUUUCGUGUUGAAAAUUACCUAUACUAAUAAGAAUUGGUAUUUAAUUUUAAUGUGCAAUUAUACAAAAUUAAAUUAAAUUUGCUUAGUAACACAUAUUAUAUUCUCGUUUGAAUAUGUUACGGUGAAAGAUAAUAGUUGGUAAAAGAUUCAAUAAUGUUGGUAAAUGUUUUAAAAAGAGCAUUUUAAAUUAAAAUUUACUACUUUCACCGGCCAAUGACGUCAUUUACGAAGGCUAUUGCUGAAAAGGACAAAUUGGAGUUCAUCAAACAACAAAUGAAAAUUGCGAAUGAAGAAGAUGUACGUCGAAGAACUUGUCAAAUUCUAAAGAAAACAGAUAAAAGUGAUGCAUAUUAUAUGUCGUUGUGCAAAAUAAUGUUUAUAAAUUAUAUUUUAUCGGAAAAUACUAAAAAUGCAACAAUAAAAGAAUUGAUAAAGACUAAUAAAGUAUUAAAAAAACGAUUUCGCGAUUCCUUAAAUAAUUUGAAGAUGGAAUUAUGUGAAACGAAAUUUUGCAAAUCUUAUGUAUUGUUGCGUCUUGAUGGCUGCAGUUUUCGCACAGGGAUCGAUAAACUUGAAAUUCUGCAGUUUACAGCGUCGACUUUUGAACUGUUGAUUACGGUUGGUUACACGUUUCAUAUGAUAUCAAAGGCUAAGGUGAAGUUACAGCAGAUUAAACUUUGGAUGACAAACAAUAAAAACACACCAGGAAAACCGAUGAAUCUUCGUACGCCGUUCCGUCGUCGGGCCACUGAGGUCAGGCCAUCGGUUGCCGUACCUUCAGUCGAUGUCCAAUCGAAUUUUUUCGCUGUCUUGAAAUCCGAACCCGCCAAGACAAAACUGUCGACGAGCAACAGCAUCUCGGACGAGGGUUUCGAGUCCCUGGUAUUGGGAAGUUCCAGCAGUAAAUGACUAUUUUUGUCUCCGACUCUCCGUGUACAUUAUACCACUUGUGUGUUUUGUGUUUAUCGUUGUGGUAUAUAUAUAUAUUUUUGAUAGAACUCCUUUGUGUCAAGCGAUAUAUUAACACAUUGCUUUGUGUAAUUUAUUAACUAUAAUUUAUACUAUUAUACAAGAGCUGAGAUGUGUUAUUGAUCA
This is a messenger RNA of Sipha flava (yellow sugarcane aphid), 1244 nucleotides long. RefSeq lists its product as uncharacterized. The record is from RefSeq and is a predicted model, not a curated record. Lineage: Eukaryota; Metazoa; Arthropoda; Insecta; Hemiptera; Aphididae. The transcript has 5 exons. The coding region runs from base 363 to 1058 and encodes 231 amino acids.